This is a messenger RNA of Nestor notabilis (Kea), 1236 nucleotides long. RefSeq names its product ATH1, acid trehalase-like 1 (yeast) (gene PGGHG). Gene Ontology annotation, molecular function: catalytic activity. The record is from RefSeq and is a predicted model, not a curated record. The annotation marks the transcript as partial. The transcript is spliced from 11 exons. Gene Ontology annotation, biological process: carbohydrate metabolic process. Lineage: Eukaryota; Metazoa; Chordata; Aves; Psittaciformes; Psittacidae.
GGGCUGGCCAACGGCGCGCGCGGGGAGGACUACUGGGGACACGUCUUCUGGGACCAGGAGACCUGGAUAUUCCCAAACAUCCUGCUGUUCUAUCCCGAGGCUGCCCGAGCCAUGCUGGAAUACCGGAUCCGCAUGCUGGAAGGAGCCCUGCACAACGCGCGGGAGCAAGGCUACGAGGGCGCUAAGUUCCCAUGGGAGAGCGCAGCCACUGGCCGGGAAGUCUGCCCCGAGGAGAUCUACGGAGCCCAGGAAAUCCACGUCACCGGGGACGUGCUGGUGGCCUUUGAGCAGUACUAUCACACCACGCAGGACCAGAAGCUGUUCAGGGAGGCUGGGGGCUGGAGGCUGGUGUGUGCUGUGGCUCAGUACUGGUGCAGCAGGAUGGUGUGGAGCGAGGAGGAGCAGUGCUACCACAUCAGAGGUGUCAUGCCCCCCGAUGAGCACCAUUCCCAUGUUGACAACUCUGCCUACACCAACGCUGUGGCCCAGCGGAGCUUGACUUUUGCAGCCGAUCUGGCUCGAGACUUGUUGAUCCCAGUGCCCGAGCAGUGGCUGCGCCGCGCCAAGAACAUCAAAGUGCCCUUUGAUGCGGAGAAGAAAUAUCAUCCCGAGUACGACGGCUACAGCCCGGGCGAGCCAGUGAAACAAGCUGACGUGGUCUUGCUCGGCUUCCCACUGAUGCACCCCAUGAGCCCUGAAGUCCGGAGAAAUGACCUGGAGAUGUAUGAACCCGUCACGGAGCUGGAUGGACCAGCCAUGACCUGGAGCAUGUUUGCCGUGGGCUGGCUGGAGCUGAAGGAGGCGCAGAGAGCCCAGACCCUCCUGAACCAGUGUUUCAGCAACAUCACGGAGCCCUUCAAGAUCUGGGUGGAGAACUCGGAUGGGUCAGGAGCUGUGAACUUCUUGACAGGGAUGGGUGGAUUCUUGCAAGCUAUCCUUUUCGGCUACACAGGCUUCAGGAUCACGAGGUCCAGCCUCCGCUUCAACCCGGCCUUUCCUGAUGACAUCCACAAACUGAAUGUCACCGGUGUCUCCUACUUGGGCAACAAACUGAAGUUCACCAUCACCAGAGAAGAGAUGGGGAUCGAAGUGAUCGAGUGUCCCCAGGACCCUCUGGCAUCACCCCUGGAAGCGGUGCUGGAGUCGGGGCAGCGGCUGCCCCUGUGCGAAGGGCAGAGGGUGUCGUUCCCCGCAGCUGCUGGCUGGAUCCAGAGAUCAUCCACGGGGACCUCUUGA